GGCUCGGUUAGUCUGCUGAUUAGCAACAAACAGAAGGUUACGAGUUUGAAAAAUCGGACUGUUUGACCACCGGGCAGGGUUUGGGGUAACCGGUGACCUAUGAACUAUGUCGGGUUUCUAACCGGAGCUUGUUGGCUCUCUUUUGAGAGGACCCGGCGGUGAAGUAUAACAUUUCGGGCUGAUCGCGGAGACAACCUCGCUUUUAGGUCGUUGAAGUGGCGAUGCUGAGCUGAUAGCUGCGUCAUCAUGUUGCUUCCGACUCGAGUUGGCGAAAAGAAAUCUCAAGUUAACGCCGGAGGUGAGGUUGCCCACCGUCAUCCAGCCCCGGAGGCCACCCCCGGCCUCUGAAGUAGAUGGAAGACGGGCUGCUGGUGAGGGGUCGGCGGUGAAGCCUGUGUGCGAGGUCGCCGUGAAACUGGUGACUUUACAUCACUUGGCUCGGCGCUGUUGGCGCGUUACUCUCCUGGCUGAAUUUAUUAUCUAGACUUCGAUGGACGGUGCAACAUUUCUGUUGGUGUUGCGCAACGUUAGAAUCCCACAAAAAAAAAGCUGCACAGAAAUAUGACCGAACGCCUCCCAAACAGAAAGUGCAACUGUGGUAAAAAUUUUAGGGAUGUUAGUCACAAGUGUUUUGGAUAGAGAGAAGUGAAGUCCCCAGUGACAGCUAGGGUACAAAGGAGGACCCUCCGGUGAAAUGCGGCUGACCCCCCCAUGUGAUAGCUACUUUCUUGUUUAGCGCCAGUUGAGGGAAAAUGAGCGUUUGUAAACCGCAAUGAGAGACGUUACGGUUCAUUUUUCGCUAACUGACAUAACCGAGUGAACGGCUGCAGAGGCAGGCAGUUAGCAGGGUGUCGGGGGGGUGUUUGUAGGGGGCUCAUUGUUAGGUCCGGGGUCUGUUGUCUGCUGUCACCGCAUCCACGUGGACUUUGUCUCGGGACUGUGGGUAAAGUUUGGGCUCGCAGCUCCCCGCCGUGACGCUCAAGGGGGCGACCCGGCCGAGCAGAAGAGGGGAUUGUUUCUAACUACUUCACAGAGGAGUAGGCUGUGAGACUUCCCAGUCUGGAUAAAGUUGCAUUUUGACAUCAGAAUAUAAAACCGGUUAAAAUGGCCGGCGAUUGCACCCACACCAACACUCACUACGCGAACUCAGAGACUUUUUGUCCAUCCAAACCCUGGUCGGAUGGAGACGGGGACAGACCCGGGGAUUUGGAGGCGGUCGGGAACUCUAAAGGGCGUGGACCCUCCGCACCGUGGUCGCCCAACUUUGAGGUGAUAGACGGGCAGCUGUACCGCAAGAAGCUGGAGAAGGGCUUCAUCAACUACAGGGAGGUUUUAGAUGAGGACCGGAGACGUGAGGCCAUCUCCACCUUUCACCGGCGACGGCACGGCCAGCGCCACCUCUCCCUGGAGGAGACCUACAAAUGCGUGGCUGAAAACUACUGGUGGGAGGGGAUGUAUUUCCAGAUCAGAGACUUUGUCCUGGACUGUCCAGAGUGUCAGAGCCAGCGCACCAAAAAAGCAGAGGAGCUCGGUGGCAGAGGAUGUGUCACAAAGACGAUGGCGUCACACGGACCUGACGUGUUGAGCAAGCUGAGGACUCAGCGGGAAGCGGGGCUGUUCUGCGACAUCACCCUGCGGACAAACGGCCGAUCCUACUCGGCCCACAGGGCCGUUCUGGCGGCCGUCAGCGACCACUUCCAGGAAAUCUUCACAGAGAUGGACUCGAGCAUGAAGGCAGACAUAGACCUCACUGGUUUCAGUGAGGACAGCCUUCUGUCACUGCUAGAUUUCUCCUACUCUUCCACCCUGUGUGUUCGCCAGGAGAACCUACCUGAAGUCAUUGCCAUGGCCCGCCACCUGGGCAUGUGGUCUGCAGUGGAAGCCUGCACUGCUGUCAUGAAGGAGCAGGAACAGCAGCUCCAUCCUGGCAGGGGCUUUACUUCAGUCUGUGCUGGUUCAUACAGUGAGCUUCAUCAUCAGCAGAGGGAAAGAAAAAGGGGAGGAGUUAUGGGACUAGAGGACAGCAUGAACAACAGCUUCAGUCUAUUGCUGGAUGCAUCAGAUGAGUCUUUAGAAGGGAGUCCCAGGCGCAACUUGCGCAGAAUGGCGAAACCCCAAGGUCAUAACGGCCUCCCGCUGAGUCCCUCGCACAGGAUGAAGCUCAUGGACUUCAAAUCUCCCUCUUCCAAGAAAGCCUCUUUACCUCGACACACUGUAGCCAACCUUCAGUCACAGAAUUACUCACCCAUACCUCCACCAAACACCCGUCUUCUCCGCUCCACUCCAGGGGCUGCCAAGAAGGUUCAGCGACUGCUGCCCAUGCCAGAGAGCCCGCGACGAAACAGAAAACCUCACUCUAUCAGUCAGCUCUCGUGCACUUCUAGAUCGAGACCCAGCACAGCAUGCAGCCCCGUGAGGGUGAAGCAGGAGGUAGAGGAGGUCGGAGAAGAUGAAGAGGAUUAUGCCAGAGCGCAGGAGAAGUACAAGUUGAUGAAUGUUCUGGGGCUACAGAGGACUGCUCUCCUCCCCAGACCAGAAGAUCUGAUUGGCUGGAGACAAAAGAAACGACUGAGGAAGCUGAAGGCCAACAAUUAUUCACUGACUAAGCGGCGGAAACCCCGCUCCACCUCCCCAGGGAUACCAUAUGGAGAUGUGACACUGUCACUUCCCCUCUGUAACCCUGUUAACACUCGCCUCCUCAACAAGCCUGUAAAGGCCAAACCUGCGGACGCAGUCAGUGUGGAGCAGAUUACAGCAAAGAGGCCAAAGACCGUCCUGCGACAUGUCCCUCCAAGCGACAGGAGCAUGCGAAGUAAAGGUGUGUUACCAGACAUGUUCCAGUCUGCAUCCAGGCCUUCCUUCGGGGGUAGAGAGCUCAGACGGUCAGUGAGGAAGGGCGACAGUAACCGCCUACCUGCCCAGCAACCUCUGCGACGGAGCACCAAGAAACCUGUUGUGAGAAACACAGUCAGGAUCAAAUCAGAACCAGCCGAAUACUCUAUCUCAGGUCUCUCUCUAUCAUCAGACAGUGGUCAUGGCUACACAACUCACACAUCCCCACCUCCACAGAGGACACAGGCCAGAAAUAAGGCCACUGUAGAGACGGUCAAAACUCUGCGUUACAACAGCAGCCGACCAGCAACAAAGGCCAAGCUUAAGCGGAGCUCCAUGAGAGAGGUCGAGAAGACCAAAUGUAAGCCCAGGGAGGAGGGGAGGAAAGUGGGCAGCCAGGGGCUGAGGGGGGUCAUAGACAAUAGACUGGGCAUGAAGGAUAAUGAACCUGGUGGGCUCCAGUUUGCAGAGCACGGACCUCCACCGUCCAUCUACAACCACCCUCUGUAUAAAGUCAUUAAAGAGGAGCCAGCAGAACCGGUGCCAGUUGGAGCUUUCCCUGAUCCUCCCUCACCAGACCUGGGCAAACGCCAGAGCAAGCCCCCUAUCAAACUACUGGAUUCAGGCUUUUUGUUCAGCUUCUGUCGGCCAACAGGGGGGCCCAUGGCAGGACUGAAGAAAGAGGAAGAGAGCGUGGAUAUCUGCUUAACACGCUCCGUGUCACAAGUUGGGGAGAAAUUUGGAGCUGAAGAGCCCCCCCACAGGGCGCUGAGGGCCAGAGGGCCAUCCGCCCUGCCUGUAGUGAAGAAGGAGAGGGAGGAGAGAAGAGUGAGCCAAACCAGGGUCCAGAGACCCAGGGGAAACUGCCGAAACAACACUCUUCAUCUGGCCACAUCUGCUGGGUCCAAGGCCAAACGGACCAUGCCAAAGCAACAAGGUAAACUCCUCACUCUGAGCAGCAGGAACUGUGUCGUGCUGGACGCCGUACGACGGGCACGGCUAAAACAGCUUAGAGGGCCUCGUAGUCAAGCCCCUAAAGUCCCAAAGGCGGCCCACACCUGUCUGCAGUGCCCAGCCUCCUACAGGGACUGUGAUGCUCUCAUCAUGCAUCGCCUCAGGCACAUCGAGGGCAAGCACUGGCCCUGUCCGCUCUGCAGUAAGACGUUCUUUCGACUAAGGAAUGUACGGAACCACAUCCGCACCCAUGAUCCCAAGUUGUACAAAUGCCGGAGCUGCAUUGUUGCCGGUUCCUGAGGCAGCUGCAGGGUCUGCUCAGGCAGCGACACUGGGCAAUGUUUCUUGUCCAGGAUGAAGGCUGUCAGUGUCUGACACCAGCAAACAGGGCUGAAACCAGAGGCACAUGAUCGAUCAGCAGCGUGUACAUAAUGCAUCCGUCACACACACACACACAAGCACAACGGUCUGUGGAAGGGCAUAAUUACUCUGAUUCUAAUCAUUGCCGAUGUCAGUGAUUGCUAAUGUUAUUUAAAUAACCAAACCAAGGUUGCUGUUCCUGUUUGCGUUUCCAUAGCUACAGAAGGUUAAACUUGAACAUUACACUCAGGGGGCGGGGAAUGUGAUGCCACGGUAUAAAGUGAUAUAACAUCACGGUUGUGUAUAAAAUGAAAUGUAAAGUGAUUGUUAUAACUAUUACUGCUACUUAUUGUUAUCAUUAUUUUUCUAUGUAUAGAUGAAUUUUGAGUGCACUUAUAUCAUAGCUUAUGUUGUGAACCUAAGAAGUGGUAAGAAAAUUGAAGGUUUGGAGUCCACAGCAGGAGUACUUGAAGUGUUGCUAACGUCAGCGGGAAUACUUGAAGUUAGAGGGAUCAUAGGAGUGAGACUGUCCUUUGGGUGUUUCAGUGGGUCUGUGUCCCUUGGUGUGCUAACUUUUAAUCAUUUGACUAGUCUCUCCCUCCUGUAUUGAACCUGCUAGUCUCACGUAGUCCAUGAGUCGGGGAUUUGACUCAGGUCUGGUAUGGUGACAUCAAUGCAUGUGUAUUUGCAGGCCAUUUUGUUGUCCACUGUCUUUUCUAAGGCUGCCAAUUUUAAAAAGGGAAACGUGUCUUGUUUUUAAUGUGAAUUUCUGAAUAGUAAUCGAUACAGCUGUGUUUACUGAUGUUUUAUUGAUCUUUUCUUCCACUUCAAUCCAAGACACUCUUGUUCUACUUCAAAUCCCCCUCCUACUGAGUAAAAUGCAAAGUGUGCACAUAAAGAAAUGUUUCUUUCACAAAUUGAUUUUAGAAAUAAACGAGCUGUCUCUCGCUAUCUGUUAAAAGACUGAAUAAAUUUUUUCCUUUUAUA
Toxotes jaculatrix (banded archerfish) is the source of this 5133-nucleotide messenger RNA. RefSeq lists its product as uncharacterized. The transcript is spliced from 7 exons. The record is from RefSeq and is a predicted model, not a curated record. Gene Ontology annotation, molecular function: protein binding; RNA polymerase II cis-regulatory region sequence-specific DNA binding; DNA-binding transcription factor activity, RNA polymerase II-specific. Bases 1105 to 4086 code for a protein of 993 amino acids. Gene Ontology annotation, biological process: regulation of transcription by RNA polymerase II. NCBI's taxonomy places the organism in Eukaryota, Metazoa, Chordata, Actinopteri, Toxotidae.